Molecule: messenger RNA, 448 nt
Organism: Dermacentor silvarum
Lineage: Eukaryota; Metazoa; Arthropoda; Arachnida; Ixodida; Ixodidae
Exons: 3
Coding region: 20-448 (142 amino acids)
Source: RefSeq, a predicted model, not a curated record
CAAGCCAGCAACCAGUCCCAUGGAACCGAACCUUAGCUUCAUGGACGAGGGCUACCACCUCAUCUGCGUGGUGGCGGCCCUCGGCGUCAUCGCGCACACCGUCCUCGACCUGGGCCUGUACAGCACCGACGUGGUGACCAACCUCUUCCAGGAGAUUCUCCUGCUCAGCUUCCACCUGGUACGGGUCAGGCCAGGCUCCGGCGCGUUGCUCGGGGUGGCCGCCUGGCUUCUGGACAUGACCUUCCACCUGUGGUUCCUCCUGGUGGACGGCACGCGAGUCGCGUCCAGUCUCUAUUUCGACAGUGAGCCACUUGACGCGCUGCUCUACGCCAACUUCUUCCUCUUCCAUCUGCUCAUACUAAGGGGCCUCACUAUGGGCAUCCACGGCACCGGAGAGAACGCGGACGCCGACGACUCCGACGAGCAACGGGAGAUGUCUGGAGGAUGA